AUGGGUGUCGGCCAGACUGCCAACGGGAAACCAGAAGCAGGUGUUGGCCGGAACACCAAUGGGGAAUCAGGAACAGGAGUCAGCCAGACUGCAGCGGUGGAGCCAGUAUGUGUGCCACUUCUGGCCAUAUAUUAUGAUGGUCAGGAGGACCUCAUGGCAGACUACAGGCUGAGGCGCCAGUCCAUACAGGCAUUGAUGAGGAUCCUGCCAUCAAGGCGCACACAGGGCUGGCCACAUGAGGUACACAUAUUGUGUACCAUCUACUGGCUGACGCAUGGCCUAUCAUACAGUGUGGUGUCCCGGGCCUUCAAUGUCCCCAAGUCAACAGUCUGCAGAAUGGUGCACACUGGAGUGGAGAAUAUUGCAGCCCUACGUCAGGAGGUCAUCAGACUGCCCGCCCCUGGAGCACUGGAUGCAGUUGGCCAUGCAUUUGCACAGCUGGCCAACAGCCCAGUGUUCUCCGGGUGUGUGGGCGCCAUCGAUGGCUGCCAUGUCUGCAUCAAGACCCCCCCAGGACCUGGUGGCCAGGAUUACCUCAACAGGAAGCUCUUCCCAUCCAUACAGUUGCAGGCUGUAUGUGAUGGGAAGGGCCUCUUCAUCAACACCUUUGUGGGGUAUCCUGGCUCCGUCCAUGACACCAGAGUCCUGAAGAACAGCAGGAUCUACAGCGAGGCUCUGUAUCCACCCGCAGGGUACUUCAUUGUGGGUGAUGGUGGCUACCCCUGCAUCGACCGUCCUGUGGCCAUCAUCACCCCAUACAGGGAACCACUGCAAGGGAGGGUGCAGAGCCGCUUCAACCACCAUCAUGCUAAGGCCCGUUCCAUCAUAGAGCGGGCCUUUGGCAUGUUAAAGGUGCGUUGGAGAUUGCUGUUCUUCAGGGCUCUGGAGGUCGACCACACCUUUGUCCCCUCAGUCAUCACCGCCUGUGCAGUGCUCCACAAUAUCUGCCUCACAGCGGGGGACAUCCUGGAGCCAACCGAAUUGUUGAGUGAUGCCACUGCAGUUCAUUUGCACAUUACCCUGUAG
This is a messenger RNA of Chelmon rostratus (copperband butterflyfish), 1026 nucleotides long. RefSeq names its product protein ALP1-like. The coding region runs from base 1 to 1026 and encodes 341 amino acids. The transcript has 3 exons. NCBI's taxonomy places the organism in Eukaryota, Metazoa, Chordata, Actinopteri, Chaetodontiformes, Chaetodontidae. The record is from RefSeq and is a predicted model, not a curated record.